This is a messenger RNA of Cajanus cajan (pigeon pea), 928 nucleotides long. RefSeq names its product 2-oxoglutarate (2OG) and Fe(II)-dependent oxygenase superfamily protein. The record is from RefSeq and is a predicted model, not a curated record. NCBI's taxonomy places the organism in Eukaryota, Viridiplantae, Streptophyta, Magnoliopsida, Fabales, Fabaceae. Gene Ontology annotation, biological process: DNA damage response; fatty acid metabolic process. Gene Ontology annotation, cellular component: mitochondrial matrix.
AGUUGACAUGUGUGAUAAAAUGAAGGAGGAGAGCAUGAGCUUGGCGAGGGAAGAGAAAGAAAGAUGAGAGAUGAGGAAGAAGAGAAAGCAGUGUUGGAACAAGUGUUCGGAUGUGAUUCGGAGAGCGAGAGCGAGAGCGAUUGCGAGCGGGAGUGGGAGUGGGAAUCCAUAGAAGAAGUGAAGGGCCUAUGGCUGUGCCCCAAUUUCCUCUCGACACGCCGCCAAUCACUCAUACUCUCAGCCAUCGAAGACGAAAAGUGGUUCCCCAACCCCUCCAUCAACCAGGCCAUGCGCUUCGGACUCCAACACCUCCCUUCCUGGGCCCUCCCCCUGGCCCACACCAUUCGGCGCUCGGCCCAGGCCCACCAGCCGCCGCCCUUGCCGGGGCACAUCCUCCGCAGAGAACCCCUCUUCGACCAGAUGAUAGCCAACGUGUACGAGGCGGGCGAAGGCAUAUGCCCCCACGUUGACCUCUUGCGCUUCCACGACGGCAUCGCAAUCCUGUCCCUGGAGUCUUCCUGCGUCAUGCACUUCACUUCCGAUGCUUCUUCCGUUCCCGUUUUGCUCACGCCGGGUUCCUUGAUUCUCAUGUCCGGAGAAGCCAGGUACCUGUGGAAACACCAGAUUAAUCGCACCACGCCAGGGUUUCAGAUAUGGAAGGGACAACAAUUGACUCAAUCCAAACGCACCUCUAUUACCCUAAGGAAACUCCAAUUUCAAUAAUUCUAAUACUACUACUCCCCUUUCUUCACUUCCUAAGCUCCUCCUCUCAUCCUCCCAUUAGAGACCACCUUCUGCUAUGCUACCCUUCAAUUGAACACUAUUUUUCAUUCAUAAUAUCUUCUAUACACUUGUACCCUUAAUUCAAAUCACGUCAAUCUUAAUAUCUAUGUUUAAAAUCUAUAAUACAAGUCUUCAUUUCAUUUCA